UAUGAUGGAUCGAUAGAUUGUCGAUUUAAAUGCGGUAACCAAUUAAAUGAUAAACAAUUCGAAAUAGUUACUGGACCAGCUUGGACAUGUAUCGGUUACUGUGUUUAUUGUUUUUCGGUGCUGUUUUAGCUAAACACGAGAUUUAUGAAGGUUACGCAGUAUACGAAGUAAGAGUGAAACAUCAUGAUCAGACGCAAUACUUCAAUCAACUGCAGUACCAAUUAGAUGUUGAUGUUUGGUCCUAUGCGGCACCAGGACGGCCAGGGUCGAUCCUCGUGUCCAAAGAUAAGAGAGUGGAGUUGGAAGAAUUACUGACGGCUGAAGACAUUGAGUUUGAAGUUAAGACUGAAAAUAUUAAGGAAUUUUUGGAUUUGGAAGACAAAUUACUCGCUGACGUGUCCAGAAAAAGUUACAAUGCGUCGAGAUCAGCUGGUUUACCGUUUGACAGGAUUUAUACUUACCACCAGGUGGACGCAUUCCUUGAGAUGCUGGCUAAAGAGUAUCCCGAGACAGUGAAACUGGUCAACGCCGGGAAGAGCUUCGAAGGCAGGGACAUCAAAUACUUGAAGAUUUCCACCACCGACUUCCAAGAUGAAAGCAAACCCAUUGUAUUCAUGGAAUCCCUCCUUCAUGCGCGGGAGUGGAUCACCCUCCCGGCCACUCUGUACGCCAUACACAAGCUGGUGAUAGACGUGACGGAGCGAGACCUGCUGCAGGACAUCGACUGGAUCAUCCUGCCCAUCGCCAACCCUGAUGGAUAUGUGCACAGCCAUAAACAGGCACGUUUCUGGCGGAAAAACCGCGCUACUGGCUACAUGAUUGGCAACAUCUGCAUGGGUGUGGACCUUAACCGCAACUUCGAUUUCAACUGGGGCCAGGCCUCCAGCAAUAUUGUCUGCAUGGAAACCUUCCACGGUCGCGGCCCCUUCUCCGAACCUGAGACAGCCAUCAUCAGAGACAUAUUUCUAGAAUACUCAGACCGUAUUGAACUCUUCCUGGAUAUCCAUAGUUUCGGAAGCAUGAUCCUGUAUGGUUGGGGUACAGGUGUUCUACCACCAAAUGCCUUGAUCCUCCAUAUGGUCGGUGUGCAAAUGGCACAUGCUAUCGAUGCUGUGAAGAUGUCCUGGAAUCGUGACUAUAUUGUGGGGAACUGUGCCUUAGUCUUAUAUGAGGCGUCAGGAACUGCUGGAGAUUACGGCAAGGUCGCUGGAGUGGAAUUAUCGUACACAUACGAGCUUCCAGGAUUAAGAUUUGGUCUUGGAACCUUCGGCUUCCUUGUAGACCCUAACUUUAUUGAACAAGCUGGGUUCGAAACAUGGGAAGGUAUCAAGGUCGGAGCGAGGUAUGUUCGUGACAACUACAAGGCAAAGCGUGGACUAUAAUUCAUGUAAAAUAAAUUGAAUUAUGUAUUUA
Messenger RNA from Manduca sexta (tobacco hornworm), 1413 nucleotides. Its product is annotated as carboxypeptidase B. Gene Ontology annotation, molecular function: metallocarboxypeptidase activity; zinc ion binding. The transcript is spliced from 6 exons. NCBI's taxonomy places the organism in Eukaryota, Metazoa, Arthropoda, Insecta, Lepidoptera, Sphingidae. Bases 87 to 1382 code for a protein of 431 amino acids. Gene Ontology annotation, biological process: proteolysis. The record is from RefSeq and is a predicted model, not a curated record.